Galleria mellonella (greater wax moth) is the source of this 8169-nucleotide messenger RNA. RefSeq lists its product as uncharacterized. The record is from RefSeq and is a predicted model, not a curated record. The transcript is spliced from 5 exons. NCBI's taxonomy places the organism in Eukaryota, Metazoa, Arthropoda, Insecta, Lepidoptera, Pyralidae. Bases 273 to 3008 code for a protein of 911 amino acids.
CAACACUGGCCCGGUCGUGUCCAUAAUGGAAUUAAUGGACGCGAAGUGGAUACAUACCUAUAAAUUGUAAAUUUGAAAUUGCUUUCCUGUUGAAUUUUAAUUGCAUGUAAAGUUUAUUACUUAUUUAGAUGAACAAUAUACUUUCAGUAAUUUUUUUCUUAAGUUGUAAUAUGAUAUAUUUUGUGAUGUUGGUGUUUUCCUCUAAAUUUUCUUAAACAGGUUAUCCUUUACGUAGUCAACAAAAAUAAACUUUAGCAACAUAAAUAUCUGAAAUGGAAGUUGUAGAAGAGACGUCUAUAGUGAAUUCUACAGUGGAUGAUAUGAAGUCCACUCUUGCAAACAACGAAACCCCUACAAUAUCCCAUGAAGUGGAUGGAUGUCAAAAGACAAAUGGAUUCGCCGAGUCUGAGAAAAUCAAACAUUGCGAUAUAAAAGAAAACGCAACAGAUAAUAGUUGUGUUGGGUCUGAAAGUGAAAUUGAGGUUGAAAGUAAACCUGAUGUGGUUACUGCUGAAACUCAAAAACCGGUCAUUCCCUUAUCAGCCGAACAGCAUAUUCCAUUGCAGAACACAGAAGCUAGCGGUACCGACUUACUAAAUAAAUCGGAUAGUAAUGUGGUAACAGCCAAUGUUUUAAGUACACAACCAGAGUCAAAACAAGUUGAAAAUGAAUUAGAAAAGGACCCAUGUGAAAUUGAAGUUAAUAGUUCUGAGGUAAUCCACAAUGAUAAUGUCACAUUUGAAACAGAAAUUUUGGUAGAAACCAAUGAUGCUGAUGUUAAUGAAAUAAUAGCAGAAGAAUCAAUACAAGAUACGGCAAACAGUAUCUUAAGUGAACUUGGUCAUAGUGAACUUAGUGAAGCAUUACGCUCUUCAGGUAGCACUGAAAAUGGAGAAAACAAUAAUCAUAGUACAAGACAGGAGGUAUUUAAUAAAGAGGAAUUAUUAGAUAUUUUAGAAGGCAAUGAUGUCCAACAAACAAGUAAUGAUGUACAAUAUGAAGUGGAAUUAGAUUGUUCCAGUGGUCCAGACUUGGAGGCCUCAAUAGCUUUGCAGCAACUAUCUAAAUUAAAAAAAAGUAGAGCUAAAAUGACUUCACGCAAAAAAAAUGUUAAAAUUGCAGUAAGGAAAUCAAUCUCUAAAGAGAUUAAAAAGGAAGAUAGUAUAGUUAAUUUACUAGUGAAAGAUUGGGAAGAUGAUGUGCCUGUUGAAGGAGAACAGACUGACAAGUUAAAAGAGGAAUGUGAUAUUGUUUUAAAUUCUUCUGAAAAAUUGAUAAAGACACAGGAGACUUGUAUAGAUUCUUCAGUGACUGAAGGUUUGAAUAAAAAUAAUGAAGAUGGUCAACCUCAAAGAAGAUUCAGUAGAGUAAUAAAGAAAAAAGUUAUAUUUGAUCCUGAUAACCCUGAUACAUUUACAAAAAGUAAGUCAGCUGUUAAAAAUAAAGAAAUCCAAAUAGAAAAGGAAGAACCACCAGUCAAAAAGAGCAAAAUUGACCAAGUUCAUAGACCUAAGUCAAAAUCUCCUAUCUCAAAAUUACAGUGGAAAAAACCUUCACCAAAAAAUAGUACUAAGCAAAAUAGGAGACUAACAGAAAUUGACAGAUUGUUAAUGGAUGAAGGUGCAGUAAACAUGAUAUAUCAGUUGACACCUGAAGCUCCAAAGGGCAAAAAGAAUAUGAAGACCAAAGCAGAAUUUAUAAAGAAAAUACAGAGUUCUACACCUGAAAGUAAAGAAAUGAAGUUUAGAGAGAGAAAAAAGGAAACUGGUAAAUGUGAUGAAGGAGAAGCUAAAAAGAUCUUGGGAGGCAAACAUAGAGCAUCACUAAGUAGUUCUGUUAAAUCUCCAUCUGUGUGUGAGGAUUUUGAAACUCAUAGUGCAGAUGAUUCAAUAAUUUACCGCCGUCAUUCAUCCAGUUCUUAUUCUAGCACUUGCAUGAGUCCACGACGCCUAAGUGAUGUGGAGAGUGGCAGCCAAACAGCUCAAGGCAAGGCUUUAGAUAAUGAAAGCCAAACUGAUGAGGCAGGACAAGGUAGUGUUGUUGCAGACACUUUUAUUUCUGAUAUUAAAAAAAUACCUAGUAGUGAAAUUAUCAAUAGAGAUGAUUGUUUAUCAAUAAAAGAAAAACUAAAUUCUAAAUUAUCACUUGCAUUAAAUAAGAGGAAACGUGAAAUCACAAAAAUUGAUAAACCAAUCAAACAAAAGAAAAUAAAAGCAAAAGAAAAUUUGAUAUCAUUUAAAUUCUUAUCACUUACAUUUGAUCAAAGAGUUGCUGAGAUUUGCAUCAGGAAAUCAGGAUGUAAAUGGAGUAUUGAGGUGUUUAAGGAAUUGGUAAAUGCAUUCAGUUAUGUUGACACAAGGAAAGAUGUAUCUGUGACAUUAUUAACAUCUGAGUGUGGUACAUUAUGCUCGCAGUUAAACCUGACACCAUUGUUAGAUGACAAUACAGAGAAAAGGACAAAUUUUGCAUAUGAGCUUGCUGAAUCAAUCAGGUCAUUCCUGAGUUUGUUGGUUCAGCACAAUAAACUGGUGUGUGCGGCAGUAUCGGGGCCGUGUUUUGGCGUUGCUCUUGCGCUGGUAGCAUUGAGCGACAUAGUCUUUGCCUCGGAAUGCGCCAAUUUCUCCCUAGCCGACCCCAUGAUGGUCGGAGCGCCUUUAGUGCCAGGAGCCGCAGCGUUAACGGCGCCACACCAUUCCUUAUCACAGUCUUUGGUAAAAGAUUUGCUUAUAUUUGGACGCCAACUGUCCGCGUCUGAUGCCUUGCAGGGUGGCUUAGUAAGCCGUGUUCUAUGGCCUGACAGGUUUCUGAGCCAGCUACGUGGCAUCGUUAAAGAUAUUGCAAGUCAACCGCCGCCGACUCUUUUGCUGAAGAAAAGGUUAAUGCAGUUGAGAAACGGUUCCGACAUCACAUUCCUGUCGUGUUUGGAAAAGGAACGGGACCUGAUUGUUGAAUAUUGGACUUCGGCUGAGGGCCAGGAUUUGCUCCGUGCAGCCCUCGCUACCACCUAAAAUAGACCUGUAUCAUCAACAACGGUCACCUGUGCUUGCGCGUGUCUUGCGAUGAUCUUAUUUGGGUAUGGUUACAAGUUGAUAAAAUUGUUAUACUUAAUACUUAGAUUUACAACAUUCAGCACAACAAAAAAAAAAAAAAAAAAUACUAGAUAAUUUUUGUUUUAUUUAUUGACCUUUAUAGUGCACUUGUUAAGCUUGUUGUAUUGUAAAGAUGUAGCCCCGGGUUUGAAUCUCGGUUGGUCAAUUCUGAAAAGAUACUUUAAAUCGGCUCAAAUAUAGGUUUUGUGGACCAUGCCUAGAUGUUCUGUGAACACAUAGGUGUGACAGUCUGGCAGUAUAGAAGUAUGUAUAGUGCGUUUCAAUAGAAGCUAUUGUAAAGGUUUGUUGAAAUUAUUACAAAAACAAUCUCUAAAUGAAAUUAGGAAUUAAAUAGUUUCAAUCAUUAAUAGAUUUGUUAUUUUUUUGUUUGAUAUCAGUAACUGUCGGUUGUCGUGGUCGAGUUUUUUAUUCAUUUGUUUACUUUUUCAUUUUGGAACAGACUACAUGUAUAAUUCGGUACGGCAUUUUGUUACAUAAAAUAAGAUAAACCAUUUCCAUUCUUUUGGUUUUUCAAAAUGAAUGAAGUUUUAACCAGUCAAUGCUUAAAACUUUUUUCAAUUUGAAAACCUUUUUUUUUUCUGUAUUAUGAAAUUUAAUAAAUAGGACAAAUAAGGUUAGGCAAUUUACAUGUUAAUUUUACUACUAAAUUUGUAAUUAACUCACGAAGUCUUUUUUAAUAAAUUGUGGAAAGUAAAAGAAUGGAAAGGUUAUAUUUUAUAUCAAUGAAGUUAAUUUAUAGGGAUGCCAAAUAAAUAUUUGUGAAAUAACAGAAUAUAUAAUAUGGUAAAUGACAAGUUUUACCAGUAUUUACUAAUAUCCCUAUUAUGUACUCCUCUGAUCUCAAUUUGUAACACGAUAGAAAAGUAAUCGAUAGGCGAAUAUAAAAAAAAAAUAUAUAUAAUUUUUUUACAUACAAAUGCGCUAUAAACGUGCUUUACACGUUGCAGGCCAAUUAUAAAAUUAGGCAGAUUAUAUCUUAUACAGGAUUUAAAAGCGGUAUGCGUUAAUCUAACAAAAAAAUUAUUAACUAUGCAUAUAACCCCUGAAUAGAUUAUAUUUUUGUCUGGAACCAUCUUAAGCAAUCUGGAAUUUAUAAUGACGUAAUAUGGAGGUAAACAACAUGCAUAUCAUGAUGUUCCUAUGCGUUCUUGGUAGUGAUGUAUGAAUCGGAAUGAUUUCAUUAUUCGAAUAAAUAAUAAUUAAUAUCUUGAUAAAAUCGAAAUAUUAACUAUAAAAUGAAAUACUUGUAAAUAGUACAUAAAUAAAAGUAUGUUUAUAUACUUAUAUCAAAAUAAUAACAGUCGAAUCAUUUAUUAUAGCAUUAGGAUUUCUAUAAGCAUGUUUUAAUCACUUUUUGUGUAUUUAUGUAUGGCUUUCUCGGCGCACUAAUAAAUAGUUUUUUCGGUGACUUUAUAUCUACUAUUUGUGUGCAUGUACAUAGCCAUUUUUUUUUUGGAAACAAAAAUUAACAAAUUUAAAUACUGACCAAAUUCGUGUAUGACACUCGAUGAUUGUUUACUUUCGUGUGACGUCACUGACGCCAUAUUGUUGAAAAGUUGCGUUUCGUCGGCCUUGUACUUUCAAGUAGCUGAAAAUCAGUCAAAUAGCCUAUUACUCACUAAUGAUUCAUAUUGAUAAUACAAUUGUCCUGUAUAAAAAUAUCUGUUUGUUUUAAAUUGCCAUGACUAUUUGGUAAUCCCAGCGGUUUUUUUUUUACAAUAUUAAGACUAAGAAAUUAUAUAAUGAUAGAGCGAGAAACAUACACAUAAUCUGUCUUAUUUUAAGAAUGGCUUGUGAUGGGCUACUAUUUGCGACACUGAAUUAUAAUUUAUAUAUUUUAUUUAUACAGAUAGAAUAUGAUGGCGAUAUUAGCAUUAGGGCAUUUAUAAUAGGAGACACAUUGGUAAAGUAUAAUCACAUUUUGAGGAUAAUUAUGUAAAAAACACUAGUAGGUGUAGUUACAUUCCUCAACUUUGUCGAGGUAAUAUAUUAACAAUGUUUCAGAGAUUGCCAUUUGAAAAUUUUCUUGUUACGCUAAUGGUAAAAAAUGGCUUUUGAUUUCAUGUUUUUACAUAAUGAUGUAUAUGCAAGUUUUAGUUAUCUAACUAUAUCUAUUAUUUUAAUUCAUUUUCACAGCUCGAUUUUUCAUUUUGUAGAUUUCAUAAAAGUUAACUUUAUGCAUAGUAAAAUAAAUAUUACGUAAGUAAACUGCCUUAUCUUAUUUAAUUAUCCUAAUUAAAGAUUAACCUAACCUAUUAAAGAUACAGUGGCCAAGGUAAUCUGAGAGAUCAGCCAGCGUAGUGUGGGCGAUCCCCGUGAUGAGAUGACCUUAAGUGUUACAGUGUAGAUGAAUGCAAGUAGCUCAGGAUUGUGUAACGAAAUAUGAAGGAAAUGUAUGUAAUGAUUAUGAUGAAGGAAAUUAGGUUGGCAAGUUUAACAAUUUUUACAAAUUAAUGAAAAAUCGAGCUGUAAAAUAAAAGGAAAGAGCAUGGUAUUGUAAUAGUUCUGUGUAAUAACACAAUUUCGGAUUAUCUGUAAAAUAGUGUGUCGUGGACCAAUAUUUAAUAGACCGUUUUACAUAUAAUAAGCAAUAGUUUUAUAACCGAUUUUGUAAUAUUAGUACUUUCACAAAGGGAUCGAUUUUGAAGCGCUUUUUUCAGUCUCUCAGAUAUAUAGAUUCAUAUUAUGUAUUAAGAUCAUAAGUUUAGCGAAUGACGCUUACCAUUGAUCCCAUUGAGCGUCUCCUAAUUUAAAUGCUCUAAUUUUCAGCCUAUUUUAUAUAUUAUGUAAGAUACUCUUUAUUUUGAAUAUUAUCAACUAGAUUAAAACCAUGUUGAGAAAAACGCAUCACAUAUAUGCUGUUAGUUUCAUUAUACUAUCAAUAGUAAUGUAAUAUUGAAUGCAAUGAUGACUACACUGAAAUUCGAUGUUAAUGUCCUACAUAAUGUACAUUACCUUGUGUAAAAUGUUACUGUGCUCAGAAAUGUGCAUAAUAAAAGUAAUAGUUAUUACAAUUCUGAUAUAAUUAUCUAUAUCAGAUUUAUAUAUGUAGUUAAGUAUGUUUAAUUAAUUAUAUGUAUUGUGAAUAUUAAGAGACUAGAAAAGAAUAUUAGGAAAGGGCGAUUGUUUGUAAGGGUAGGUUUAGAAUAUUUUAAGUAUUUUGUGACUAGACUUGAAAAAUAUUGGGGGUGUAACAGUUUUAAAAUUGAGACUACCGUAAAAAUCAUAAGUAUAUCUACAAAUGUUUAUAGUAAAUAUUUGAUAAAAGUACUUGUAAGAGCUAUAAAUAAAUGUGUAAUGUAAUGUGGCAUAAAGCAUGGAAUUUCCAGGAAUAAUUAAGUGUUAGUAGUAUUUAGUUAGAUUAUCAGAUUAUGUUAUGUUAUAGAUAAAAUUGUUUAUCACUUUGUUUUAGAUGUUUAUGAGUUUAUAAUUUAGAUUAAUUGUGUUUUAGCCAAAGCUCUUAACUGAAAUAUGUAGUUCUAAAUCGUAAAUGGCUAACUAAUAAUUUCCAUCUUCAAAUAUUACAUUAAAAAAUAAGAGUUCGUGCCCACUGAUGUAUAUGUGGAGCACCUUUAAGCCCAUUACGCCGUAUCACUCUUAAACCAUACCAUACUAACGAAUGUAAGAAAAUAUUAUUGGUAGCUAAACGCAACGAUAAGACCGUUUUGUCACCGGCCACCACCGUAUCUUGCCAAUAUGAGAUAAUCAGCAAUCCCAUUUUUUGAGCGCAAGGCACGCGAUAUUGCCAAAUUAGUAUCUGCAGGCAGCUUAUGAAGGUAAUGAAUUCAUUAGCGUUGAAAGUUUUAAGGAAUAUGUAUGCUAAAGUGUUAAAUAGUAUGUAUACUCGUACAUAUUUUUGUAAUGUGAUUUGUGUUGCAUGGUCUUAUAACCUAUUGUGGUCGUGGUGAGAUAAUUGUAAUACGGUGUAAUGGAUUUGGAGAUUUAUCUCAUCAAAUUGGUACAUGGCACUUCUUAGCGAAUUACACAGCGUGCUGGCGACGAUGUAAAGGAUGAUUUCCACCAAAUGGCUCGCAUCGGAUAGGAUCGGAAUAGACUUUACAAUCUUUAAACGAUAUUAAAUCGUGUACACAGAUUUAAGGUCUAUAUUACCAAGCCGCACACAUCAGCUUAACCGCGGGCGUCUUCCGCGAUACGCGAUCGCAACCGAAAGUAUGCUGCAACGCGUGAUUGGCUCCGUUCACAUGUCGUCGUAUUUGAUGGGAUCCUUUUGGCUGUCGUCGAGUGUGUUCAAAGCCGUGACCGGGCGGCAUCACUCAUUUUCUUUUCCUCUUCUGUUUUAAAACUAUUUUAUUCUAAUUCUAUGCUAACUCUAUUCUAAUGCUAUCCUAACAAUAUUACAUCAACCAUUUUCAGAAAUUAAAACUCGUCAACACGGUAGUAUUCAAACUGUUUGACUAGGCGCAGAGACGGAUAUGUUCACAAGUGAUGAUACGAAGUAUGCGCCAACUCCUUUCGGAUACGAUAGGAUGACGCCGCCUUCGUUCUAUUGCUUUCGAUUCAAUGCGAUGCGAGCCGUUUAGUGGAAAUCGACCCUAUGACGUUUAUGAACUCGUGGAUAGCACUAUAUUGGGAAGAAAAGAGCGAGUGUACGCUAAUCCUUAUAUGGCUCUCAGAGCGUCGCGUAUAAGUUGAUGUGCUAUUAUUAAAGGGAAUUUAUAAUUAUAUGUUUUGAACACGUAAUUCUACAGACAUCGAUAAUGGGCGGUCUUCUCAGGCUGUAUUCUCGCCAAUAAAAUGUAUUUGUGCUAUUUUCGAUAGUAUUUGUAUUCUAAACCAAGAGAUGAAGAAGUAAAUAUUGAAUAUGACUAUGUAAAUAUUUUUCGCUAUCAAGAAUACAGCCAAAGAGCAUUCAUUCCUUUUUCUAUAUAAAGUUGACUGUUGAAAUUAAUUAUAUUCAAUUUCUUUAUAUUCAUUUAAGAAUUUAUGUAUUUAGUUCUAAUAUAUCUAUAUAAGAAAUAUUUGUGUAUACUUACAUUUAAGUAUAGCAAUAAUUUAUUACAUUUUGUUUCUUACUUAAAAUAAAGUGCCUUUAAUGAAA